AUGGAUCCCACCACUGCCCACCCCUCAACAUUCACCAAGUCCCCCAACAGCCAGUGCGUCAUCAACAUCAUCCCUCCCCGCGAAACGUGGGCAGAGAUCCAGAGCGUGCGCACCCAGUACAUCGCCGACGCCCGCUGCGGACCCCACCUGUCCUUCAUCGACCCCUUCCUGCUGCCCCACUUCUACCCCGAGGCGGCCAGGCUGCUGGGCGAAGCGUUGGCCGACAUGCCGCCGAUCGAGGUGCGCCUGGCCAAGUUCGGCCACUUCAAGCACGCCAAGUCGGCCACGCUCUUCCUCGAACCCGAAUUCAACCCGCCCGGUAACAUACACUACUCCAUGGCCCAUGCGAUGGAUGAUCUGCUGGCACGGAUCAUGGCGGUGUUCCCGCAGUGCGAUGACACGGUGAAGCGGGGCCAGGGCAAAUUCGUGGCCCACGUGUCGGUGGCCAAAUGCAAAAACGAACAGCAGCUCAGGAGCGUGCAGGCCAAGCUCGAAGCCUCCUUCCGGCCCAUCUCCUUCACCCUCAAAGAGAUCUACCUGCUCCACAGGAAAGGGACGAACCCAUUUGAGGUGAAGGAGGUGGUGCACUUCGGGCCGCCGGGCGAGCACACGCCGCCCCACUUCGGCCCCGACAGCCCCGGCGACCUCCUCACGGCCGAACAGCACCACCCCAUUGGCCGAUCGCUGGUGGUGUGCGGCCUCCCCAACAACUGCACCACGGCCCAGCUCUCCGCCCUCUUCACCACAACGCCGCCCGCCAAGGCCGAGGUCAUCCUCAACCCCAACGGCAAACCCAGGCCACUGGGCGUGGUGGAGUUCGAUACGAGGCAGGAGUGCGAUGAGGAGGAGGCCCGAUGGCCGGCCGAGGGUCGCGAGGAUGGCGUGUUUGUGCGCCGUCUCUGGGUCAUGGUCUUCCCCGACGUCGUCGGCGGCAGCUGCUCUCUCAACGCCGUCAAACAGUCCUAG
This is a messenger RNA of Acanthamoeba castellanii str. Neff, 966 nucleotides long. RefSeq lists its product as uncharacterized. The record is from RefSeq and is a predicted model, not a curated record. Gene Ontology annotation, molecular function: RNA binding. The transcript has 7 exons. NCBI's taxonomy places the organism in Eukaryota, Discosea, Longamoebia, Acanthamoebidae. The coding region runs from base 1 to 966 and encodes 321 amino acids.